AUGACUUACGCGACAACUUCUCACGUUCGGACAACAGCACCAAUUCCCGCGCCUAUUGAUACCAACAUCGAUAUGGACAGAGACUCGCCGCGAACCUCGUCCACGUCCUCGGGUGAGCACAAGUCCACCAAGAGGAAGGGAACACGAAGUGUCUCUACUCUCACGCCUUCUCAGCUCGCACGAAAGAGGGCCAACGACCGUGAGGCCCAGCGCGCCAUCAGGGCCAGGACCAAGGAGCACAUCGAGAAACUUGAGACCGAGGUGGCCCGCCUGAGGAGUAUUGCGGACCGCGACCAGGAGUACCAGCGCCUCAUCCGCAGGAUCCAAGCUCUUGAGGAUGAGAACAAGGCGUUGAGAUCGGGCGUGCCUGUCGCGCCUUCUGAGCCCUACGGUGUUUACGAUGAUGCGCACUCCUCACUGCACAGCAGCCCGGUCGUUGGCCGCUCCAGCGCCUAUGGACAUGGCAUCCGUGCCACCUCGGACCCAUACAGCAGCUACCCUCAUAUGCCAACGCCUGCGCCAGAGGCCUGGGACAGCACGAUUCCUGUCACCGUGCCUACUUCUGUGUCGAGCCCUGCGUCGUGCGCCCCUGAGGAGUACGGCAGGUUCAUGACUACGGCGGCUGUCUCAGCUCCUCUAAUCGACUCUAUCGCCGCGCCAACCAGCGUCCCAUAUCAUAGCGGCAGCCAGGUGGAGUUUGAGGCGGGUGUCGACUCAGAGCAUAGCUUCCAGUCUCGACCAACAUCAGGCCACCAGCACGGUCCAGGGUCCCAGCAGUACUCGAUGCAUCAAAGCGCGCAGCAACCAUGGAACCAAGCAGCAUACUCGACAAUGUAUGGGGUUUCGCAAGCACCGUAUCCCAACCUGCCGUGA
Molecule: messenger RNA, 873 nt
Organism: Cryphonectria parasitica EP155
Lineage: Eukaryota; Fungi; Ascomycota; Sordariomycetes; Diaporthales; Cryphonectriaceae
Exons: 4
Coding region: 1-873 (290 amino acids)
Biological process (GO): regulation of DNA-templated transcription
Molecular function (GO): DNA-binding transcription factor activity
Source: RefSeq, a predicted model, not a curated record